Molecule: messenger RNA, 2874 nt
Organism: Medicago truncatula (barrel medic)
Lineage: Eukaryota; Viridiplantae; Streptophyta; Magnoliopsida; Fabales; Fabaceae
Exons: 5
Coding region: 1-2874 (957 amino acids)
Molecular function (GO): catalytic activity
Source: RefSeq, a predicted model, not a curated record
AUGCAAGAAGAAGGCUGUUUGGAUGCAACUGAGCUAGAAGUUCAGCGAGAUUUCUCAUGUUUGCUGAAAAGGGCAAUACUGGACAUCGUCUCUGAAAAAGGAAAGGAAUGGCAAAGCCCGUCUGUGGGGGCAUCUGGUGGUUUGGUUACGAUUUGGGAUAAGUCGGAAGUGGAGGUUUGGUACACCGUUCGUGGUGCGCACUUUCUGAUGAUUCAUGGAAGGUUUAUUAAGACCAAUGAGGACUUUUAUAUUGUUAAUGUGUAUGCACCUUGUAAUAGGAGCGCUCAACAAGUGUUGUGGAAUUUAUUGUCAGCGAGGUUGCUUUCUUUAGGGAAUAACAAGGUUUGUGUUUGCGGGGAUUUCAACACUGUGCGGUCAGUCGAAGAAAGGCGUUCGGUUAGAGGUUCUCAGUUGGUGGAUGAUUGUGCACCUUUUAAUGAUUUUAUUGAAGAUAGAGUUUUGAUUGAUUUACCUUUAUGUGGGAGGAAGUUUACUUGGUUUAAGGGGGAUGGACGCUCGAUGAGUAGAUUGGAUAGGUUCUUGCUCUCUGAAGAAUGGUGUUUGGUGUGGCCCAACUGCAUUCAGGUGGCACACUUAAGAGGUUUAUCUGACCACUGUCCUAUAGUAUUGUCUGUGGAUGAAGAGAAUUGGGGUCCGAGACCGGUGCGUCUGUUGAAGUGUUGGCAAGAUAUGCCUGGCUAUUAUGAUUUUGUUCGUGAAAAGUGGGGUUCGCUUCAGGUGUCUCGGUGGGGUGGUCAUGUUCUCAAAGAAAAAUUGAAACUUUUAAAGGUGGCUCUUAAAGAUUGGCAUGUUUCAAAUACUCAUAAUUUACCUUCAAAGAUUGGUGACUUAAAGAACAGACAAGCGCUCUUAGACGGUAAAGGGGAGGAAGGGGAGCUGUCAGAGGACGAAAUCAGUGCACUUCAUGGUAUUUCGACGGAUAUUCACUCUCUAUCUCGUCUUAAUACAAGUAUUUGUUGGCAGCAGUCACGUUUAAACUGGCUCCGGGAUGGAGAUGCUAAUUCAAAGUUUUUUCACUCUGUUCUGGCCGCAAGGAAAAGAAUGAAUUCGCUGUCUUCGAUUUUGGUGGAUGGGGUUAUGGUAGAGGGUGUUCAACCUUUUCGCCCUAUUUCUUUGGUGGGGAGCUUGUACAAAAUUUUGGCGAAAAUUCUAGCAAACAGGUUGAGGCAGGUUAUUGGGAGUGUUGUGUCUGAAACUCAGUCUGCUUUUGUGAAGGAUAGACAAAUUCUUGAUGGUAUCUUGAUUGCGAAUGAGGUGGUUGAUGAGGCAAGGAGAUCUAAGAAAGACCUUUUGUUGUUCAAAGUAGAUUUUGAAAAGGCGUAUGAUUCGGUAGAUUGGGGGUACCUUGACGAGGUGAUGGGGAGUAUGUCGUUCCCGACGGUGUGGCGAAAAUGGAUUAGAGAAUGUGUUGGUACUGCUACUGCCUCAGUUCUUGUGAAUGGCAGUCCUACUGAUGAGUUUUCUCUUGAACGGGGAUUACGUCAGGGUGAUCCUCUAUCUCCUUUCUUAUUUUUAUUGGCAGCAGAGGGUUUGAAUGUGUUGAUGAAAGCGUUGGUAGACACAGAUCUGUUUACGGGGUAUAGAGUGGGGAGAGAGAAUUCAGUGGUGGUGUCUCAUUUACAGUUCGCUGAUGAUACACUUCUUAUUGGGAACAAAAGUUGGGCUAAUGUGCGGGCGCUGAGGGCUGGUCUAGUUUUGUUUGAAGCUAUGUCGGGUUUGAAAGUUAAUUUUCAUAAGAGUUCGCUGGUAGGGGUUAAUAUUAAUGAUUCGUGGUUGUCAGAAGCGGCUUCUGUGUUGGGGUGCAAAGUAGGUAAAAUCCCGUUUCUCUAUUUGGGGCUCUCGAUUGGGGGUGAUCCGCGUCGUCUUUUGUUUUGGGAACCUGUGGUGGAUCGUAUUAAAUCUAGAUUGUCUGGUUGGCAAAGUCGGUUCCUAUCUUUCGGUGGUCGUUUGAUUCUUCUAAAGUCUGUCCUGACUGCUCUACCUGAGUAUGGAGGGUUGGGGGUUAAGAGGUUGAGGGAGUUUAACAUUGCUUUGUUGGGUAAAUGGUGUUGGAGGUUGUUAUUGGAGAGGGAUGCUUUGUGGAGAAAGGUGUUAGUGGCUAGGUAUGGUGUGGAGGAUGGCGGUUUGGAGGAUGGGGGCCGGAGUUGUUCUUCGUGGUGGAGGGAGAUUGUGAGGAUUAGAGAUGGGAUAGGUGAGGGUGGAGAGGGAUGGUUUGGGUCUUGUGUUAGGAGGAGAGUGGGAAAUGGGGCAGAUACUGAUUUUUGGCGUGAUUGUUGGUGUGGAGAUGUUCCUCUUUGUGUCCGGUUUAGGCGCCUUUUUGACUUGACUGUUCACAAAUCAAUCUCAGUUAGGAAUAUGUUCCUGCUGGGGGUGGAUGUGGGCGGGGAGGCGUUGAGGUGGCGUAGGCGGUUGUGGGCUUGGGAGGAGGAGUUGGUAGAGGAGUGUAGGGCUUUGUUACUAACAGUUUCUUUGCAGGACUCAGUGUUAGACAGAUGGCUCUGGUUACCUAAUCAUGAUGAUGGGUAUUCUGUACGUGGAGUCUAUGACAUGCUGACAUCACAGGAGCAGCCCCAGUUACACCAUAAUGUGGACUUAAUUUGGCAUAAACAGGUCCCUCUCAAAGUCUCUAUCCUUGCUUGGCGACUAAUGAGGGAUCGGUUACCUACAAAACUUAAUUUGGCAAAUCGUGGCAUUCUAUCUGUGGAGGAGCGGUUAUGCGUUGCUGGAUGUGGGAUUGUCGAAGAUGUUACUCAUUUGUUUUUGUCUUGUGCAACUUUUGGUGCAUUAUGGCCGAUGGUGCGGCAUUGGUUAGGAGUGGUUGUUCGAGAGGGCGACGGUCUUUCUUCCACUUGA